This is a messenger RNA of Ceratosolen solmsi marchali, 1894 nucleotides long. It is a transcript of the gene TyrRS, whose product is annotated as Tyrosyl-tRNA synthetase. The record is from RefSeq and is a predicted model, not a curated record. Gene Ontology annotation, biological process: tyrosyl-tRNA aminoacylation. The transcript has 8 exons. Lineage: Eukaryota; Metazoa; Arthropoda; Insecta; Hymenoptera; Agaonidae. Gene Ontology annotation, molecular function: tRNA binding; ATP binding; tyrosine-tRNA ligase activity. Bases 250 to 1824 code for a protein of 524 amino acids.
UAUUUCUUUUAUUAAAUGAAAGGUGAUUUAUUAACUACUCGAAGCAUUAGUGGCAAGUUACAUUUGGCAGGCCGAUUAAAACUAUAAUGAAUCGCACUUGAAAAAUCGUCCCUUAAGUCGGUAUUUUAAGUUUUUAUUAUUGUCAGUGUGCUUUGAUUUUAUGGGAUUUUCUUUAACAGCUGGAAAGUUCAACGAUUUCAGAGUAAACAUAAUCAUUGUCAUCUUGCUGUUCAUAAUUAUAAAGAUAAUAUGGAGAAAUUGACUUGGGAAGAAAAAUACCAACUCAUAACCAGAAAUCUAGCCGAAUGGCUUGGCGAUGAUAAACUAAAAACAAUUUUAAAAGAACGCGAUCUAAAACUGUAUUGGGGCACUGCCACUACAGGCAAACCUCACAUUGGCUACUUUGCCCCGAUGUCAAAGAUCGUUGACUUUUUAAGAGCAGGUGUAGAAGUUACGAUCCUCUUUGCAGAUCUUCAUGCUUAUCUUGAUAAUAUGAAGGCACCAUGGGAGUUAUUGGAACUUAGAACACAAUAUUACGAAAGUGUUAUUAAGGCAAUGUUGAAAUCUAUCGACGUUCCAAUAGAUAAGUUGAAGUUUUGUAAAGGCUCCGACUAUCAAUUAUUAAAAGAAUAUACAUUAGAUAUGUAUCGAUUGGCUUCUGUCGUAACCGAGCAUGAUGCAAAAAAAGCUGGUGCAGAAGUUAUAAAACAAGUUGCCAAUCCUUUAUUGUCUGGAUUAUUAUACCCAAAUUUGCAGCUGUUAGAUGAAGAAUAUUUGCACGUUGAUGCUCAAUUUGGGGGCAUUGAUCAAAGAAAAAUUUUUACUUUUGCUGAAAAAUAUUUACCAAUACUAGGCUUUGAAAAACGUGUUCAUUUAAUGAAUCCUAUGAUUCCAGGAUUGGCAGGAGCAAAAAUGUCAUCCUCCGAAGAAGAUUCAAAAAUUGAUUUAUUAGAUAACGCGGCAUCUGUAAAAAAGAAACUGAAAAAAGCUUUCUGCGAACCGGGAAAUAUUACAGACAAUGGAAUUUUAUCAUUUUCAAAAUUUGUCUUAUUCCCUUUAUUCAAAGAGAAUGAAAAAUUCCUUGUACCAAGAGCCGCUGAAUUUGGAGGUGAUAUUAGUUUUGAAAAGUAUGAAGACCUUGAAAGUGCUUUCGAGAAAGAAUUAAUUCACCCAGGUGAUUUAAAAAGUGCUGUAGAAGUUUAUAUAAACAAACUAUUAGAUCCAAUAAGACAAGAAUUUUCAAAUAAUCCAAAAUUGAAGUCGCUUAGUGCAAAGGCUUAUCCACCUCCACAGAAACAAAAACCUGUCGCCGAUGAAAUUAUUCCAUCUAGACUAGACAUUAGAGUAGGAAAAAUUGUAGAUGUACAAAUGCACCCGGAUGCAGCCAAUUUGUAUAUAGAAAAAAUUGAUUUGGCAGAAGAAUCUGGACCUCGAGUAAUAGUCAGUGGUCUUGUAAACUAUGUUCCAAUUGAAGAGAUGAAAGAUCGAUUGGUUGUUAUAUUAGCAAAUUUAAAGGCUGCUACUUUAAGAGGUGUUGCAUCACAUGGAAUGGUUUUAUGUGCUUCGGUCGAUACUGAAACACAUGCGGUCGAACCUUUAAGGCCACCACCAAGCAGUAAACCUGGUGAUAGAAUAGUGGUAGAAGGAUACGAAAGUGGAAGUCCAGAUGACGUUUUGAAUCCAAAGAAGAAGGUUUGGAAUAAACUACAGGUGGACCUUAUAGUAGACGGAAAUGGAAACGCAUGCUGGAGCGGUAAUCCACUUAUCACAUCGACAAAUGAAAAAAUCACGGCUGAUACUCUGAGAAACGUCCCUAUCAAAUAACGUAUUUCUCUUGAACAAAGCACUUGUAUUUGUUUUAAUAUUUAAAUAUUAAUGUAAUUAAUGUUGAUAC